Molecule: messenger RNA, 1851 nt
Organism: Candoia aspera
Lineage: Eukaryota; Metazoa; Chordata; Lepidosauria; Squamata; Candoiidae
Product: poly(rC)-binding protein 3-like
Exons: 13
Coding region: 489-1835 (448 amino acids)
Biological process (GO): regulation of gene expression; regulation of RNA metabolic process
Cellular component (GO): cytoplasm; nucleus
Molecular function (GO): mRNA binding
Source: RefSeq, a predicted model, not a curated record
AACCAGUAACACGGAAGUCUCAUUGAGAAGGCGUUAGCACAAGGCUGUGUUUGCUUAACAAGAACGCCACCCAGCAUUGCGGGAGCCGCAACAAGAGCGAACUAUCCAAAACUCCUCUUAGCUACGAAGGAAAUAACAGCUGCCAAGGCGAGCAGCUUUAAAUCUUGGAAAUCAAACUCAGGACAGAGGACAGACUCUGAGAAGCUUUUGGCAUUUAGUCAAUUGAUUUAAAACUGACCCGUACUGCAAAAGAAUCUCAUCGUCUUCCUAUUUACUCGGAACGGAUUCAUCUUCAGUCUUUACUUCCUUCCUUGGAUUUGACUACUCUUAUGCCUGCUUUCAACCUCAGUCUUCCGUUUUGCGGUACCCUGCACACCCGUAUUUAUUACGGACACGGAUCCUUCGUACUACUUCUAAUCACAACCUCUUGUUAAGAUUAAGUAGAGAGAAAUAAAGCUGUAUUCAGCAGUUGCAGAUAUUGAUAAAGAAUGAACAUAAAGGAUCCAAAAGUGACAGAAGGGGGCCUCAAUGUCACUCUCACUAUACGCCUUCUUAUGCAUGGAAAGGAGGUUGGCAGCAUUAUUGGAAAGAAAGGUGAAACAGUUAAGAAGAUGAGGGAGGAGAGUGGAGCUCGAAUCAACAUCUCUGAAGGCUCCUGUCCAGAAAGAAUUGUGACUAUAACAGGCCCUACAGACGCAAUUUUUAAAGUUUUUUCUAUGAUUGCAGUAAAGUUUGAAGAAGAUAUCAGUGCUUCAAUGUUGAACAGUACAGUGACAAGCAAACCACCAGUAACGUUGCGACUUGUAGUACCUGCAAGCCAGUGUGGAUCUCUUAUAGGGAAAGGAGGAUCCAAAAUCAAAGAGAUCAGGGAGUCCACAGGAGCCCAAGUACAGGUUGCAGGCGAUAUGUUACCAAACUCUACAGAACGUGCUGUAACUAUAUCGGGUACUCCCGAAGCUAUUAUUCACUGUGUAAAGCAAAUCUGUGUGGUUAUGCUAGAGUCUCCACCCAAAGGGGCCACAAUUCCUUACCGUCCCAAACCUGCCCCUGCACCCCUAAUCUUUGCCGGUGGCCAGGUAAGAGCAGACACCAUUUUGGCUUCAACUGGAAACCACACCAUCUUGGCCCAACCUCAGACAACGCCUGCAUUCACAAUUCAAGGACAGUAUGCCAUCCCCCAUCCAGAUCUGACCAAGCUUCAUCAGUUGGCUAUGCAGCAUCCCCCCUUUACUCCCCUUGGGCAGAACACACUUGGCUUCCCUGGAUUAGAUACCAGUGCUCCAGCCGGUUCCCAUGAGCUUACUAUUCCCAAUGAUCUAAUAGGUUGCAUUAUUGGCAGACAAGGUAGCAAGAUAAAUGAAAUCAGGCAAAUGUCAGGAGCGCAGAUCAAGAUUGCAAAUGCGGCAGAAGGUUCAGGAGAACGAAAAAUAACAAUCACAGGAUCACCUGCAAACAUCAGUCUAGCACAGUACCUCAUUAAUGCAAGCUUAGAGAUGGCUAAAUUCAGCACCCAGACUGCUUCCGUCAUGACCCCUGUUGACCUCAACAUGAAUCUUUCUCAGUCUGCCACCCCUAUCUCCACCCCCACCUCUGUGGCUGUCUUGGCUGCAUCAGCAACUGUUCCCAUGGUUAAUGUUAGCACUCCUUCCCCUUUACCAACUUUAUCAACAACCCACUAUGCUGUUCCUAUUUCUAACCUGCUUGGCAUGAAAGCUGUCUCACUCUUGGCAUUAAAUGCCUCUGGGGCUACAGGAAACGUGUCUGCAUAUACAACUAAAAUUCCAUCAACAAGUGAAAUUAAGAAAUCUGAUCGCCAAAAGUUGGCUCCAUAUUGAAAGGCAGCAUGGAUUU